Molecule: messenger RNA, 1555 nt
Organism: Euleptes europaea (tarantolino)
Lineage: Eukaryota; Metazoa; Chordata; Lepidosauria; Squamata; Sphaerodactylidae
Gene: DNAJC25
Product: DnaJ heat shock protein family (Hsp40) member C25
Exons: 7
Coding region: 1-1431 (476 amino acids)
Biological process (GO): protein folding
Cellular component (GO): endoplasmic reticulum membrane
Source: RefSeq, a predicted model, not a curated record
AUGAAUGCCCUGUGUAAAGUGAAGGACACUGCAGUCUCUCAUAGCAGCAAAUACACAGAACCUGGCCUGCCCCGGGAAGCAGCGCGCAGGCAACAGCUCACCUUUGCUUCUGAUGUUCAGGAAUAUUCGGAUGAGGAGGACUUGUCCACCAUUGGUGGUAGAAGGUUCCUUCUGCUUCCGAGCACUUCCAGCAAUUUGCUUGGUCGGAUUUGUACAUUGUUCCCAGCCCUUCAGCUUGGGCCACGUUCGCGGGCCCCGCCCCUGGAGCUCGCGCGAGUCGCCCGGCCUGGCCCGAGGAAGGCGGCGGCGGCGGCGGCGGCUGGAGGGUGGGCUGCUGCCGUGGCGCGCGCUCGCGGGGGCGAGCGGCGGGUCGGCCGGUGGCCGUUGGCUUCGGCCAUGGCGCCGCAGCGGGCGCCCGGGGGGCUGCGGUGGCUGGCGCUGUGGGGCGUGCUGGGCCUUUGCCCGCGGCCGGCGGGGGCCCUGGUGGAAGGCUUGUACUGCGGGAAGCUGGUGUGCUACGACGUGCUGGGCGUGAGCCGCGACGCCAGCAAGGCGGACAUCGCCCGCGCUUACCGGCAGCUGGCCCUCCGCUACCACCCGGACCGGCAGCGCGACCCCAAGCCCGGCGGCGAGGCCUCGGAGGAGAAAUUCCUCCUCAUCGCCACCGCCUACGAGACCCUCAAGGAUGAAGAAACUCGUAAAGAUUAUGAUUACAUGUUGGAUCACCCUGAGGAGUAUUACAGCCAUUACUAUCACUACUAUAGCAGAAGACUAGCCCCCAAGGUAGAUGUCAGAAUAGUGAUUCUGGUCACUGUCUGUGCCAUCUCGGUUUUUCAGUUCUUCAGCUGGUGGAGUAGCUACAAUGAAGCUAUCGGCUAUCUAGCAACCGUGCCAAAAUAUCGUAUUCAAGCCACUGAGAUUGCCAGGCAACAAGGGCUACUGAACAGAGCCAGAGAAAAAGGCAAAAACAGACGAUCCAAGGAAGAAAUCCGCAAAGAAGAAGAAGAAAUAAUCAAAGAUGUUAUCAAGAACAAAAUAGAUAUUAAGGGUGGCUAUCAGAAGCCCCAGCUGUAUGACAUACUCUUAUUUCAAAUCCUCCUAGCCCCUUUUUAUGUUUUUAAGUACAUAGGAUGGUAUUGUUGGUGGAUUUAUUGUUUCAAUAUCAAGAGACAAGAGUAUGGUGAAGAGGAAAAGCUGUAUAUCAUACGCAAAAACAUGAAAAUGUCACAGUCUCAGUUUGACAGUUUGGAAGAUCACCAGAAAGAGACUUUUCUUGAAAGGCAGCUCUGGAUAAGAGAGAAAUACGAGCUUUACAAACUAGAACAAGAAGAAGAACUGAAGAAAAAGAUGGCAAUGGAUCCUCGAUGGAAAAGAUAUAGGCGGUGGAUGAGGAAGGAAGGGCCUGGAAGACUGACAUUUAUUGAUGAUUGACAGGUGCUGUAAUGUGUACAGUCCCUGUUACAGAUGAGUGGCAAGUGAAUCCAUACCUAAAACAUUCAGAGUUUAACUGCUGUGUCUCAGCAGUGUUUUUAAAACUCAGGAAUUAAUCAGGCAG